Molecule: messenger RNA, 2200 nt
Organism: Pimephales promelas (fathead minnow)
Lineage: Eukaryota; Metazoa; Chordata; Actinopteri; Cypriniformes; Leuciscidae
Gene: ppp1cb
Product: protein phosphatase 1, catalytic subunit, beta isozyme
Cellular component (GO): cytoplasm; nucleus
Molecular function (GO): protein serine/threonine phosphatase activity
Source: RefSeq, a predicted model, not a curated record
GUGACCACCACCUAGCGGCCGUUACUGGAAGCGCUGCAUGCAGAACUCGGCUCUGAAGAUGGCGGAGGGGGAAUUAAACGUCGACAGUCUCAUUUCUCGUCUUCUUGAAGUGCGAGGAUGCCGUCCGGGGAAGAUCGUUCAGAUGACGGAAGCAGAAGUUCGAGGACUCUGCAUUAAAUCUCGAGAGAUCUUCCUCAGCCAGCCCAUCCUGCUGGAGUUGGAGGCUCCACUUAAAAUCUGUGGUGACAUCCAUGGGCAGUACACAGAUCUGUUGAGGUUGUUUGAAUAUGGCGGUUUUCCACCAGAGGCAAACUAUCUCUUCCUGGGUGAUUAUGUGGACCGAGGGAAACAGUCUUUGGAAACCAUCUGCCUCCUACUGGCCUAUAAGAUCAAAUACCCUGAAAAUUUCUUCCUUCUGAGAGGAAAUCACGAGUGCGCCUCCAUCAACCGUAUCUAUGGCUUCUACGAUGAGUGCAAGCGCAGGUUCAACAUAAAACUCUGGAAGACGUUCACAGACUGCUUCAACUGCCUCCCAAUCGCUGCCAUCAUAGAUGAGAAGAUUUUCUGUUGCCAUGGAGGUCUCUCUCCUGAUCUGCAGUCAAUGGAGCAGAUACGUCGGAUUAUGCGACCAACUGACGUCCCAGAUACAGGGUUGCUGUGUGAUUUGCUGUGGUCGGACCCAGAUAAGGAUGUUCAGGGAUGGGGGGAGAAUGAUCGUGGCGUUUCAUUCACUUUCGGUGCCGAUGUAGUCAGCAAGUUCCUGAACCGCCACGAUCUAGAUCUAAUCUGCAGGGCACAUCAGGUUGUUGAAGAUGGUUAUGAGUUCUUUGCAAAGCGUCAGCUGGUCACUCUGUUCUCAGCGCCGAACUACUGCGGGGAGUUUGACAAUGCUGGUGGAAUGAUGAGUGUGGAUGAGUCACUCAUGUGCUCUUUUCAGAUCCUGAAGCCUUCAGAAAAGAAGGCAAAGUAUCAGUACGGUGGGGUCAACUCAGGGCGACCUGUGACCCCGCCCCGUACGGCCCAAGCCCCCAAGAAGAGGUGAGCGGCUUGCCACCCAGUACAACUCCCUCCAUCCCCCCACCGUCAGCAAACUACCCCUAUCUGGGGUAGCUUUACUUUCCCAAAUCUCCUCUAAAAUCUCACUUCUCGCCCUGCCAAACCUCUUUCUCUUUUCUUAAUAUUUGUGUACAGACAUUUUGCUGUGACCAGUCAAAAUCUCUUUUCAUUUGCUCUGCUUGUUUGUUUAUUGGUAUUUUAAUAACAUAAAUAAUAAUAAUAACACUGCUUUGGGAAGAAACUGCUCUACUAAGAGGAACCCAGAGCAAAACACACUCAUUCUCUUACGCAAAGAUCUCAGUAGUGUCCUGAUAUAUAAGCAUUUUAUUAAACUUUACUUCAGUACUCUUUGAUUAUUAAACAUUGAACAUUAUUGGUUGUGUAUUUCGCUACACUCUGAAGUUUCAAGACCAGAGGCUUUCAUACACACACUGACACUUAACUCUGUCAGGGGGCUUGAUCACAGGUCAGCAGACACAAUCCAUUGUCGAUAAUUUAGGUCAGCAUGGACAAAGCUGGAAAAGGGAUUUUAACUCGGAUAUCGUGACACGGCUGCAUUUACAAAUGGCAUUGCAUGUUCUGUUUUCUUAAUACCUCUGGGAUUUACAGCGAAACUCUAUAGACCUCUGUUUAACUUGCUGUUUUUAUGUCUUACGAUAGUAAUAAUUGAGGAGAAAAGCAUCACGGCAUAACACUUCUUUGCAUGACCCAUGUACACGUCAGUAAUAACCUGCCUGAAGCAAUGUGAUCCACCAACCAUUUUCUCAUUGGAUAACAAGACAGCUGACACAAAUAGAGCCCCCAGGUGAAAAAUAUUGGAUUCAAUAUUACAGAUUAGCACUUGUUUGAAGUUCCCUAACAUCAUUUAGAAGGUUAAAUCUGAUUCUAUUGGAUUUGUUUAACAAUUUAUUACCUAAAAAAGUAGCACAUGUGUGACUAAACAAUGCCUUUCUGUGAGGGUUGCAUUUCCUCGCAUUGAUAUUUACCUGUCAUAAUUCUUUUUUUAAUGUUUUUAUUUCUGUGUUGCUGUUUACUUCUCCUUAAUUUAUUUUCAAAUGUUUGGAAAGCUAUCUAAGUGUUCUAAAAGCAGUUCAUGAGUUUUGUAUAAGUGGGCUUCGAACUUAAUAAAUGGAAGAAAACUCUU